Messenger RNA from Ambispora leptoticha, 362 nucleotides. The record is from the annotation of a GenBank genome assembly. Lineage: Eukaryota; Fungi; Glomeromycota; Glomeromycetes; Archaeosporales; Ambisporaceae.
AUAAAAGUGAUGAAACUAUUAAGAAAAGGUUUGGAAAAGUGAUGGAAUUUGAAAUAGAUAAUUGUGAUUGUGCAACUUUUAUUGAGGAAAAGAAAAGAGAAGCAACCAACAGCAUUAAAAGUUAUGAAAGUAUGAUUACGGACUGUCGAUGGUUAGAAACUCAAUUAGAGGGAUUAAAGAGGAUUUUUAACAUAGAAAAAAACGACUUCAAAGAACGAAGACUUGAUGAUUUUAUACAGCAAUUAGAGAAAAGACGAAGUGAUGCCAUUAAUAGUAAAAAAAGGGAGGAGGAUUAUUUGAAUACUUAUAACGAGUGGGAAACCAAACUAAAUCAACAAAUUAAAGAAAAUGAACCAAAAUAA